AUGCACCACAAAUUCGCACUCUUGCUUCUAUACUGCAUCCUUUGUAUGCAAGUAUCAUCUUUUGCAUACAACAUAACGACGGCAGCUAUCACAAGUCGCCACGGAAGGACGCUUCUCUAUCCAUUUUUCAGCCAAAUGCAGUUAUCACUAUGCUUGGUCAGUCCUGUCUUCGGACGAAAAUUCGGCACCGUCGCAGUUAACCUUGGUUUCCAGGUGAUGUUCAAUAUGCCGUGGCGUUUACGCGAUUUCAACAGACCCAUGUACUGGGCUCGGGCGAUCAGUGAUAUAGUUUCUGGUCGAAUCACACCAGUAACGGAUUCUAAGAACUCAAGCCGUUUCCGUCGUUAUUCCCCGGAGGUCACUGCCGGUCAAGUGUACAACGCGAUAGAUACUAUUUCGGCAGCAAUAGGACUUCACCCGGAAUGCCUCCCAAAGAGUGUCUGCGAGCUGGUGAAAGUUCCUUUCGAUCGGGAACAGGAGAAUAUUUUGCAUGAAAUUGUUCAUUUUAUUUUGACGCCGUCUGAACACCGGUCAUUUCACAGUACGGAGCAAGAAACAAAACUUUUGUACGAAGCUGCUGAAGCUACGGGACAUAGUCAACACAGCUGUGAUGAUGUUUAUCCUACGUGUGAAACAUCGAUUCUCAGCUUGAUAAGCAGCGAAAAAAGUUAA
Molecule: messenger RNA, 672 nt
Organism: Wyeomyia smithii (pitcher-plant mosquito)
Lineage: Eukaryota; Metazoa; Arthropoda; Insecta; Diptera; Culicidae
Exons: 3
Coding region: 1-672 (223 amino acids)
Source: RefSeq, a predicted model, not a curated record